Labrus mixtus (cuckoo wrasse) is the source of this 2974-nucleotide messenger RNA. RefSeq names its product malic enzyme 3, NADP(+)-dependent, mitochondrial (gene me3). Gene Ontology annotation, molecular function: malate dehydrogenase (decarboxylating) (NAD+) activity; NAD binding; malate dehydrogenase (decarboxylating) (NADP+) activity. Gene Ontology annotation, cellular component: mitochondrion. The coding region runs from base 177 to 2036 and encodes 619 amino acids. The record is from RefSeq and is a predicted model, not a curated record. NCBI's taxonomy places the organism in Eukaryota, Metazoa, Chordata, Actinopteri, Labriformes, Labridae. Gene Ontology annotation, biological process: pyruvate metabolic process; malate metabolic process. The transcript is spliced from 15 exons.
ACUUGGGGAGGGGGGGAAGUGAAACAGUCAAUGUCAAAAUAUUCCUGGAUCAGCUGUUAGUUGUCGAUCCGCCCCAUCAUCCACUGAGAACAACAGCCAUCGUUAACAGAAAGCAGAGUCUUAUGAAGAUUUGAAGUCAAAGUUUCUGCAGCAGCUUCUCGUCGGUUUCAGGCAGCAUGAUGAACUCCCUCCCAGGAAGAGCCGCUCUGUCCCUGUGUAGACGUACGGCGGCGGCGGCGGGCGGGAUGGGGGUCUUCGGCGGUUCCCCGGGUCAUCAUGCCGGGGGGAUACCAGCUGACUGCCUCCAGACUGUGCGGGUCUGUCACUCCGGGACGGGCCACAAGCCCAGCAUCAGCACCAAGAAGAGGGGCUACGACAUCACCAGAAACCCACACCUCAACAAGGGAAUGGCUUUCACCCUGGAGGAGCGCCUACAACUGGGCAUCCACGGCCUGCUGCCCCCCUGCUUCCUCUCGCAGGACGUGCAAGUGCUGCGAGUCAUGAAGAGCUACGAAACUCGCAGCAACCCUCUGGACAAGUACAUCCUGCUGAUGACGCUGCAGGACAGAAACGAGAAGCUGUUCUACCGUUUGCUCACCUCGGACAUCGAGGAGUUCAUGCCCAUAGUGUACACUCCCACCGUCGGCCUGGCCUGCCAACAGUACGGACUCGCCUUCAGGAGACCCCGAGGACUCUUCAUCACCAUCCAUGACAGAGGCCACAUCGCCACAGUGCUCAACUCCUGGCCUGAAGAAGACAUAAAGGCCAUUGUGGUGACAGACGGGGAGCGUAUCCUCGGCCUGGGCGACCUGGGGGGUUAUGGGAUGGGGAUCCCUGUGGGGAAGCUGGCUCUGUACACGGCCUGUGGCGGUGUUCGGCCGCAGCAGUGUCUGCCUGUGCUGCUGGACGUCGGCACAGACAACCAGGCGCUGCUCGACGACCCGCUGUACAUCGGCCUGAAACACAAGAGAAUCAGAGGGAAAGAAUACGACGAGCUGGUCGACGAGUUCAUGCAGGCGGUGACAGAGAAGUACGGGAUGAACUGUUUGAUACAGUUUGAGGAUUUUGCCAACAGCAACGCGUUCCGCAUCCUGAACAAAUACAGGAAUCGAUACUGUAGCUUUAAUGACGACAUCCAAGGCACGGCCUCAGUUGCUGUUGCUGGAGUGUUGGCUGCGCUGAAGUUAACCAAGAACAAACUGUUAGAGCACACUUUUGUUUUCCAAGGGGCAGGCGAGGCUGCUCUGGGAAUCGCUCACCUGCUCAUCAUGGCCAUGGCCAAAGAGGGAGUGCCAAAAGAAGAAGCCGCCAAGAGAAUCUGGAUGGUGGACUCAAAAGGUCUCAUUGUGAAGGGAAGGGGCCAUAUAAACCAUGAAAAGGAGGAGUUCGCCCACGAUCACCCACACCUGAAGACCCUGGACGAGGUGGUGCACACCAUCAAACCCACCGCCAUCAUAGGGGUGGCUGCAGUCGCGGGAGCGUUUACUGAGAAGAUUAUCAAAGCCAUGGCGUCCUUCAACGAGAGGCCCAUCAUCUUCGCUCUGAGCAAUCCAACCAGCAAGGCCGAGUGCACGGCGGAGCAGUGCUACCAGCUCACAGAGGGCCGGGGCAUCUUUGCCAGUGGAAGUCCGUUUGAUAAGGUCACGCUGUCCGAUGGACGCACCUUCUACCCCGGCCAGGGCAACAACGCCUACGUCUUCCCCGGCGUGGCUUUGGGCGUCAUCGCCUGCGGAGUGCGUCACAUAUCUGACGAUGUGUUCCUCACCACAGCAGAGGCGAUAGCUGACAUGGUAACAGAGGAGAACCUGGCCGAGGGAAGACUGUAUCCUCCUCUGAGCACGAUCAGAGAGGUGUCCUUUAAGAUCGCGGUAAAGAUCGUCAACUAUGCGUACAAACACAACAUCGCAUCGUUGUACCCCGAGCCCAAAGACAAGGAGGCGUUCGUGCUGUCUCACAUCUACAGUCCUGAUUACGACUCGUUCACACUGGACUCGUACAGCUGGCCUCAGGACGCCAUGACUGUCCAGGACGUGUGAUCUGAAAACGCCUCUGCUGCUUCUACAAGUCAACACGCUAACUUUACUUCUUGUAGGAUUUCUGCAUCACUUCCUUUCAGGAACUUGCAAACAAAUCUCUGCCUUUUAGCUUCUUUUCUUUUUCUUUGUCUCUUUAUGAAUGUUAGAAAGUUUCUGCUCCCGUGUCAGAUGGACGGUUAUGAAAUAAUUAAGACGUCACUUUCUAUGUGAUUCUCUGUAGUGUUUAUUUUAUUCUCUCAUGGCUGUAUCAGUUUUCUCAAGUGUAUGUUUCAACAUUUCUCUGCACCUGAUUUAAAGUUGAACUGAAGCAUAUCAGAUAUCAAUAGAAGGACUUUCAUAACUCUGCAACUUAAAACUACUCUCCCAUUAGAUUAGAAAGCUCAGAUGUUUCAGUAUUCGGCACUCGCAGUGACUAAAAUACCUUUUUUUUGAGAGAGAGCUUUUUGAGAAUCAGUGCUGGACUAUGAAAACACAAAGCAGUCGCUCUCAGAAACGCACAAAUCUGUCUCUGGGCUUCACAGAAACUAAAAGAGGAUUUAUUAUAAAGCAGUGAGAAGCAAAGAGUUCAUAGAAGUCACAGCUGGCUCGUCCACAUCGUAGCAGCUUCUUCAUAUUUUACACUCCCGUCAGUCUGCACACAGGACAGAAAACACUCCAGGAUCAGUCAUAUUUCCGUUUCUCUCAAACGGGAGGCGGUUCUCUCUCGUUGAAUGUGUUUUAAGAGUUUGGUUUGUUGGGGAUUUAACGCCACCAUCUGGAGGUUUUUUUUGUAUACAAAGGGUGUGUCUCUUUAGUUUUGUACAGAGCUCUGCCUGUUGUUGUAUUUUUGCCAACGUUACUGAUGAAUUGUCUCCUGAUCUUUGACUCCUAGAGAACAUGACGCUCUGCCAGCUUUAGCACUGAGACAUAUGCUUGAAGUUUUCAAAGGGAAUAUAAAA